Molecule: messenger RNA, 1416 nt
Organism: Penicillium atrosanguineum
Lineage: Eukaryota; Fungi; Ascomycota; Eurotiomycetes; Eurotiales; Aspergillaceae
Exons: 1
Coding region: 1-1416 (471 amino acids)
Biological process (GO): transmembrane transport
Molecular function (GO): transmembrane transporter activity
Source: RefSeq, a predicted model, not a curated record
AUGGCUACUAUAGAGAUGGUACCAAUACGACCGCACCCGGGCAGGACAGAGUCCGAAAUGCAGUUGACAGCGCGUGAUCCUGAGGAUACCUCCAGAUCAGACGUGAACGCCUUCGAGGACGUACCGCCUAAUGGAGGCUAUGGCUGGGUCUGCACAGUAUGUUCCUUCAUGAUCAUCACCCACACGUGGGGGGUGACCGGCGCCUGGGGCGUCAUUCUAUCCCACUAUACCUCCCACGCCACCUUCCCCGGUGCAAGUCGGAUCGAAUACGCCUUCAUCGGCGGGUUGAUCAUUUCAGUAGCCCUUCUCAUCGGACCAAUCGUCUCCAUGUCCCAGAAGGUGCUCGGUACCCGGAUCACUCUGUUAAUAGGCACAGCAUUUGAAUUCGUUGGUUUAUUCGGAGCCGCUUAUGCUACUGAGAUCUGGCACCUGUUUCUCACGCAGGGGAUGUGUUGCGGACUGGGAAUUGGCUUUCUCUACAUCACGACCAUAUCUGCACUUCCAGCGUGGUUCUCUACUCGACGGAGCUUGGCUCUGGGACUCGCUGGCUCGGGCGCUGGUAUUGGAGGUAUAGUGUACAACCUUGCUUCUGGCCAUGCUAUUGAGACCGUUGGCGUGCAGAUGACGUAUAAAAUCCUAGCUUUCUGUGCAUUAGGAGCAAACCUCGUCUCGUCAUUGCUGAUGAAGAGCCGCGACAAGCCUCAAAUCACCCGAAAGGAGAGAACACUCGAUUGCCGCGAUCUCGCCCGUCCUGAAAUCCUGCUCAUGAUGCUUUGGGGCAUAGCCACUGAAUUCGGAUACAUCGCAUUGUGGUAUUCGCUUCCCAGUUACGCUGUAUCCAUUGGCCUCAGUGCACAACAGGGAGCUGUUGCCGGUGCGAUCUUGAACUUGGGAUUGACGAUUGGUCGGCCCAUCGUCGGCUACGUCAGUGAUGUGUUUGGGCGGAUUACUGUUUCCACAAUCGUCACGGCUGUGUGCGGCUUGCUUUGUCUUGCGAUUUGGAUUCCUGCAAAUUCAUACGCGGUACUUUUGCUAUUUGCGCUUACCGCGGGAUCCGUUUGUGGGAAUUUCUGGGGGACCAUUACGCCCGUGGUGGCUGAGGUGGUUGGACUGAAUCGAUUGUCAACGACGUUUACCCUGAUUUGCUUGGUUUUGGUGAUUCCGACUACCUUUGCUGAGCCCAUUGCGCUUGGGCUUGUGAAGGGUUCUAGUUAUCUCCAUACACAGGUAUUUGUUGGGUGCAUGUUCUUCCUUGCUUCUUUUGGUCUGUGGAUGCUUCGGUCUCUGAAGCUCUAUGAGGUGGAGAAGAAGGCCGCAGAUGAGCGACAGGAGCUUACGAAUUAUGGUGCAUCUACUUUCCCGGGAUUUGUCCAUUGGAUUGGACUGCGAAAGAUGUUCAUCUACGCUCGAGUCUAG